AUGAUUACUGAUGGUAAUAUGUUAUAUAAAGUUGACAAUAGAAUUUACAGAAGAAACCCAUAUUAUGUUUCUAAAAGUAACAAAAAUGAAAAAUUAAAAGUUCCAUUAGAUUUGGUGGAUGAUACAAAGUAUGAUACAGAAAGAGAAUGUUGGUAUAUUAAGUUUUCAAUUCCAAUCUUUUUUUAUGGUAAAAUAAUUGGAGCCAAAGGAGUAAGUAGAUCAAAGAUAGAAAGAAAAUUUGGAUGCAAAAUAUUUGUACCAGAAAAAGAUUCAACAAGCAAUGAAAUUGAAGUCAUUUCAAAGGUAUCAUAUGAAAAUGUUGAAAGAUGUAAAGAAGCUAUAGAUGAAAUAGUAACGGAAACUAGAAAUAAAAUGCCCUUUUCACAUUUUGUUUCUUUUUCAUUCUGGGAUAAUAGUGAAUUACAGAAAAAAUUUUUAAAAUUUAUUGAAAGAGCUAAAAUUUUUUCUGGAUUAGAGGAUGAAUAUUUUCAAUUACCAAAUAAAUUACACAUCACAAUUUGUAUGGCAACAUUAGUUGAUGAAAUGGAAGAAAAAAUAGUAAUAAAUUGUUUAAAGAAUGUUAUUGAUAAAAUGGUAAAACCAUUACUUGGAGGAAAAAGUGUUAAAAUACAAAUUAAAGGGUUUUCUGUUAUGAAUGAUGAUCCAAAAAAAGCAAAUGUUUUAUAUGGAAAAGUUGAUUGUCCUGUUCUUCAAAAUAUUGGUGAAGAGAUAAAUAAUGAAUUAAAAAAAACAGGUCUUUGUGUUGAUGACAAGAGUGAUUUAAAAUUACACUUAACAUUAAUAAAUACAACAUUUUUGAAAGGAAAAAAUAAAAAGGACAAGACAUUUGAUGGAACAAAAAUAAUAGAAAAGUUGAAUGACUUUGAUUUUGGAGAAAUAGAGUUUUCAAAAAUCACAUUGAACAAAAGAUUCACUUCUGAAGACGAUGGAAGUUACACUAUAAUACAUGAAGAAUCAUUUGUUUAA
Molecule: messenger RNA, 987 nt
Organism: Strongyloides ratti
Lineage: Eukaryota; Metazoa; Nematoda; Chromadorea; Rhabditida; Strongyloididae
Product: Activating signal cointegrator 1 complex subunit 1
Exons: 2
Coding region: 1-987 (328 amino acids)
Biological process (GO): DNA alkylation repair; regulation of DNA-templated transcription
Cellular component (GO): nucleus
Molecular function (GO): RNA binding
Source: RefSeq, a predicted model, not a curated record